Pseudo-nitzschia multistriata is the source of this 2589-nucleotide messenger RNA. NCBI's taxonomy places the organism in Eukaryota, Bacillariophyta, Bacillariophyceae, Bacillariales, Bacillariaceae. The record is from the annotation of a GenBank genome assembly.
GAUCUGAACGUUUGCUUAUGAAAAUAAUACAUGACGAGCGAUAGCCAGGAAAAUAUAAAUAUCAGUACCGCCAAUAGCAGUUACGAUUACGACGACGAACGGAGCGCCGAAAUUCUCAGUCGUAUCCAGAACGAAACCAAUCGAAUUCGCAGGAAGCGACGGAACCGGGAUUUUGUGGAAGGUGCACCAGGAACACCCGGUGGGAACAGCAGUUACGACGAUAUAAGUCUUGGAGGAUCUCUGGCGUCGUCGUCUCAGCAAGGCUCACCUCMGAAACUCAACUGGAACGACAUUGUUGACAGCAGUAAGCGGUCCAAUCAAAGAUCAAGUGAAAAGGGCAGUAAUUUUUUGAGUCAGGAAACAACCAAAGACCAUCGGACUCAUCUCACAGUCGAGUUGAAAAGAACGUCCCCGCAUAGUAAGAGCUAUAAUAAUCGACACGAGUCAGAACCUUCUGUAUCGUCCUCGGACCUAAUUUAUUCUGGAAUUGAGUUGAAAGGUUCAAGCGGUGAGAGCACAUCAUCGAAGAGUGGAAACAGUGUUGUGCAGAGCAACCAACGGAAAUCGAGCUUCUUCCCCCUGCGAUUUUCUAAGAACAUGAGUACGACGGCUGCCGAAAUCCAUAAGGAAAAUGAGGCGUUCCGGAAAAAGCUCAUCGAUGAGGUUUUGGGCAAGGAAUCAGGUGAAAAGGUUCCUAUGGAAAAGGUCAUGAUGAUUAUCUGGCAGUUUCGGGACGAUAAGGAGGUGAUCAAAUUUAUGACACGCUUUGUCAGCAAGGUACGUUCUGUUGUGUUGCAGUCUUUGUAAUGAAACGAAACAAACCAUAAUGAAUUGCAUUCCAGCAAAUCAUUCAGAGGAGGACAAGAAGGCGGUAUUUGUUAAAAGCGAGAAUCGACGAAUAAGUUUGGAAUAACGGUUGUGGCGUUGGGUGAAUCGAUAUUCUAUGACAAUACAGACGCAGCAACCUCGGCUAACUUGUGUUUUUUUUUUCGUUCGAACUCUUUGGUUGUCUUCUUCCAGUUCGCUGGCCAUCGAGACGUCUUUGAAGGAAUUGAAUUUUAUCUUCCCCAAUUGGCGCACAUGAUUAUUCACCUGGAAACCGAGUGGGACGAUGCCAUUCUCGAGCGAUUCAGUCUCGUGAUUGCCCAGCAAUCUAUUCACUUUGCCCUGCAACUCAACUGGAUUCUGGCCGGUGCAAUUGAGGAUUACCAACCGGAACUUCCCGAUGGUACCCCAAAUCCCACCCACAAUCCGUUGUAUUACGUCCGGUGCGUCAAGCUUCUAACCAACAUUGAGCGGUGCGUUGUCUACCGAAAACCACGGAGCCGAGAACUUCAGCGUCUUUACGAAAAGGGUAACAUUACCAAGGCGGAGAUGCACAGCCUCGAACAAGCCGACCGGAGGUUCACUGCCAUGCAGAUUACAGCCAAUACCCCAGAAGUAGAAGAUGAAGAGAUCUUUGGAGGAGAACUCAUGUACAAGCGGGCCGUCAGGACCUCAUGUUUCAAGUUCAAACGCUGGAAGAAACGAUACUUUGCGAUCGAAGAGCGCAUGCUUAAUUGCUAUAACGUGGAGGGCGGAACUCUGGUGCGUUCCAUGCCACUAGAAGGUGCCACAGUCCAAGUAAUGAAAAAAAGCAAGUACGAUAAUAUGUUCAGAGUGACUAAUCGUAGCUUUGAGUUUCGCAUCCGGGCAAGCUCUCUGGAGGAACGAAACAAGUGGACCAAGAUGCUUGGCACCGAGGCAUCCACUCGCCGCGUCUUUGGUCACACCGAUGCAUCACUAGCUCUUGAUGACAACGAGGAUGCCCAGCGAGUCAUUGAGGAACUGACGCCAUCGCAGCGGGAUCGGUACCACUUUUAUCGACAAGAGCGAGACUUUGUCCGACGCCUCACCGAUGUUGCCGAAGAUCUUCGCUUCCUCGACCCCGCCGAUCGAAAGAAAGAGGCACCGGGCUUGAUGAAAAAGCUGGAGAUCCCCUCCUAUUCUUAUUCACCCCUGAUGAGCUCUACGGACAUUUUUCGCCGCAUUCAUUCUGCACUCUGGAAGGAUACCCGAGUCUUCAACACAAAGGCUCGGUGCCCAACAGUGAUGUACUUUUUGGGAGUUCGGGGAGAAUUGGAAUACAAGGGCAAACGACACGCCAACAUGGACAUUGCAGAGUAUAUUCACCUCAAAUUUGACUCGAGUCUAGACGAUAGAGACACGAAAGUGACAACAAUUUUCGAAAAUGGUCAGGAGAUGCUCGAGGUCAAGAUGGACACAUUUCCGAGUCUUAGCGAUGAAAAAGAAACCCUUGUUGUGAAGAAAGUAGUACCUACCAUAGAGGAGGGAGAUGAAAACGAAAAGAGCUCCAAUGAUCUCACAGAACUUGAUCGACCUACAGACAGCAAGUCACCAGAUUUCUUUUCCACGCCACAGAAAGAGGACCGAUCAAGCAUGGUUUGGUCAGGAAGCUUUACAGAGAAUGCUGUGGAGGCAACGCCCAACAAGCGUCAGUCGGGAAAGGGAAGUCCAGUGAGAGCUAACCGCCAGCUUAGGAAGUUUUUGCGAGAAUCCAUGGUCAGCAUGCCGCGCAAACUGGCACAC